Molecule: messenger RNA, 2128 nt
Organism: Microstroma glucosiphilum
Lineage: Eukaryota; Fungi; Basidiomycota; Exobasidiomycetes; Microstromatales; Microstromataceae
Product: MFS general substrate transporter
Exons: 3
Coding region: 236-2053 (605 amino acids)
Biological process (GO): transmembrane transport
Molecular function (GO): nitrate transmembrane transporter activity
Source: RefSeq, a predicted model, not a curated record
CUCCGCGAUCCACGAUGGCCGCGUCCUGAAGUGCCCUCGCUUGCUUAUCUCCCAUCCUUGGCCCGCGCAGAAAACUCAGACGCCCUCAGCGUCUCCUUAUCUCGACUUCGAUCGCUGAGAGGCGGAGUCUCAAAUAAAGCCUCCGGAAUUGUGAAUUCUUAUCUCUUUUUUUGGCGUCAGCGCACCUCAGACCUUGCCACCUUUACCGGCCUGGACCCGCCCUGGAGCCGUCUACAUGGUGUCUCUGCUGCCGCCACUUGGCCUCACCUCCGACUAUGAGAGCUUGCUGCAGCUGAAGACUUUGGACUCGCGUUCUCGGUGCGAUGACAGUGGGGCCAGAGAACAAUUGAUCGUGGUGUCCAUGAAUUGCUGCGUGAUGGCGAGCCCCGCAUCGCCGGUGUCGCCGGUGAUUGACGGAAAAAGAGCAGCGGAUGUAAGGUGGCCGCGCGGUACCACUGGUGAAGCCACCGUGGGUGCCUACGUUUCUGACAGCCAGAAGCAGGCUCAGGCUGGACUUUACCCCUUCAAGUGGUCUUCGCUCUACAAGCCUGCCGUUGUGAACCCCAUCAAUGGCAAAUCUCAUACGUUCAACAUCCUGCGCUUCUGGGACCCCUAUGCCACUGCCUUCUGGCUGGCUACCCUUGGUUUCUUCGUUGCCUUCUUCGGUUGGUUCGCAGCUGCCGCUCUCAUGACUGAAGCCAUCAAGGCAGACCUCAAGUUGACUACCGACCAAGUCGCCAACAGCAACUUGGCCUCUCUCGGUGGUACAGCUAUUGUGCGAGUCUUCUCAGGCUACUUUGUGGACCGCUACGGUCCCCGCAAGGUCAUGUCCGCGCUUCUCACCAUCGGUAUGAUCCCGACGGCACUGAUGCCCACUGUCUCAAACAUCGGUGGUCUGGAGACGAUUCGAUUCUUCAUCUCCAUCCUGGGUGGUACCUUUGUGCCUUGCCAGGCUUGGACCACAACCUUCUUCGACAAGAACAUCAUCGGUACUGCCAACGCCUUUUCCGGUGGUUGGGGUAACCUGGGAGGUGGUGUCGUUCCCUCUGUCAUGAUCGGUCUCUAUGACAGGCUCCGCGAUGAUGGAUACACUUCGCACCUGGCUUGGCGUUUGUGCUUCGUCAUUCUUCCUGUUCCCAUGAUCAUCUGCACCGUAGCCGCUAUCAUGAUCCUCGGCAAGGACCACCCCACCGGCAAGUGGUCCAACCGACACCAGCUCGCUGGAACGGCGUACGAAGUCGCCCACGGCCGUGAGGUGCACCUCGACGCAUCCGAGAUCCGCGAGCAGGAACGUCUUCGCACUCAAAAUGCAGGCGAGCUCGGCUCCAACGAAAAGAUGGUCACUUCAAAGGCACCUGCAAAGGCCUCGGACUUCUCCGAUGUCAAGGACGGCCAGACCUACGAUCUCGUUGACACCGCUGUGUCUGAGCCCCUCACUCUCAAGACUGCAGGCAAAGUCCUGCUCGAUCUGCGCGUUUGGAUGAUUGCCAUCUCCUACAUGAUGUCCUUUGGAGCCGAGACUGCCCUCGACGCUGCUCUGCCCCAGCUCAUCUAUGCCCUCUUCGCAAGCCCCACCUUCUCCGCUGCUGAUGCUGCCUACGUCUCCUCCACCUAUGGUCUGCUCAAUUUGUUCUUCCGACCCCUCGGAGGUAUCAUUGCUGACCUGCUGUACAGGAAGUUCAAGCCUAUGGGCUACGGUCUGCGUGCCAAGGUAGUCUUCACCCUUGUUUGCAACGUCCUCCAAGGACUGAUGCUCGUCGGUCUCGGCCUCUACACCAACAGCACCGGCGUCUCUCUUGGCGGUGUCAUCGGCUUCCUCGUUGCCAUGGCCAUCACUGGCUUCAUGGCCAACGCAGGAGCAUACUCCGUCUAUGGUCACCUUCGACCUCAGAACAUCGGAUUCGUCGCUGGUCUUUUGUUCACUGCAAUCUUCAAAACUCACCCUGGAACGAAGCCGACGAGGACUUUGGGCAACAAGUUCUGGAUUGCCGGCAUCUUCAACAUUGCCACCAUCCUGGUCUUCUCGUGGGUACCUCUGGGAGACGCUUCCUGAGAAUUUUGUCACUUCAGAAUCUUGGUUUUUCCGUUUUGGGCUCGAAAUUUAUCCUCGUAGAUCCGUCUUCACUGC